Neoarius graeffei (lesser salmon catfish) is the source of this 5837-nucleotide messenger RNA. It is a transcript of the gene prkar1aa, whose product is annotated as protein kinase, cAMP-dependent, regulatory, type I, alpha (tissue specific extinguisher 1) a. Gene Ontology annotation, molecular function: cAMP-dependent protein kinase regulator activity. The transcript has 11 exons. Gene Ontology annotation, biological process: regulation of protein phosphorylation. The record is from RefSeq and is a predicted model, not a curated record. The coding region runs from base 134 to 1273 and encodes 379 amino acids. Lineage: Eukaryota; Metazoa; Chordata; Actinopteri; Siluriformes; Ariidae. Gene Ontology annotation, cellular component: cAMP-dependent protein kinase complex.
UUCCGGUUUGAGGCAGCCUUCCAAGCGAGGACCGAGAAGAGAGAACGGGAGUGUCGGUGUUUAUUAAAGUAAAAAAGAAAAACAAAACAGAACAACAACACCGAGGAAACCUUUUCUGGCAACUCAGGUCAUCAUGGCGUCUGGGAGCUCGAGCAGCGAGGAGGAGAGGAGCCUGCGGGAGUGUGAGCUCUACGUGCAGAAGCACAACAUCCAGCAGCUGCUGAAGGACUGCAUCGUGCAGCUGUGCACGUCCAGGCCCGAGCGACCCAUGGCCUUCCUCCGGGACUACUUCGAGAGGCUCGAGAAGGAAGAGACCAAACAGAUACUCAGCCAGCAGAAGUCCGGUUCUCGCUCCGAUUCCCGAGAGGAUGAGAUUUCUCCUCCUAUGAACCCGGUGGUGAAAGGUCGCCGUCGCCGUGGCGCCAUCAGUGCAGAGGUUUACACUGAGGAGGACGCCGCGUCCUAUGUCAGAAAAGUUAUUCCAAAGGACUACAAAACAAUGGCUGCUCUUGCUAAAGCGAUCGAGAAGAACGUGCUGUUCUCCCACCUCGAUGACAACGAAAGAAGUGAUAUAUUUGAUGCCAUGUUUCCCGUGAACUACAUCGCUGGAGAAACUGUCAUUCAGCAAGGUGACGAGGGCGAUAACUUCUACGUUAUCGAUCAAGGUGAAAUGGAUGUGUAUGUGAAUAACACUUGGGUGACGAGUAUCGGAGAAGGCGGCAGUUUCGGCGAGCUGGCGCUGAUUUACGGCACUCCGAGAGCGGCGACCGUUCAAGCCAAAACCAACGUCAAACUGUGGGGCAUUGACCGAGACAGCUACAGGAGAAUACUCAUGGGGAGCACUCUGAGGAAGAGGAAGAUGUAUGAGGAGUUCCUGAGCAAGGUGUCCAUUUUGGAAUCUCUGGAUAAAUGGGAGAGGUUAACGGUGGCUGAUGCUCUGGAGACGGUGCAAUUCGAGGACGGGCAGAAGAUCGUCGUCCAAGGCCAACCUGGAGACGAGUUCUUCAUCAUCCUCGAGGGAUCAGCAGCGGUGCUUCAGAGACGCUCCGAGAACGAAGAGUUUGUAGAAGUGGGUAGACUCGGAUCUUCUGAUUACUUCGGUGAGAUUGCGCUGCUGAUGAACCGUCCUCGCGCCGCCACCGUGGUCGCACGCAGCCCUCUGAAGUGUGUGAAGCUCGACCGUCCUCGGUUCGAGCGCGUUCUCGGACCCUGCUCCGACAUCCUGAAGAGGAACAUCCAGCAGUACAACAGCUUCGUCUCUCUCUCCGUUUAAAUCUAUCUCUCUCCCCUUUCACAUCCUCUGUUUAUCACAGGGUCCAGCUGCGCUUUAUUUUCUUAUCUUACUUCUGUGUACAUUUCGUUUGUGCUCGCAGUGUGCGUGUGUGUGUGUGUUAGAUUUAACCUCCUUCUCAAACGUAGAGAUGUAAAAUGAAGCCACCGAAACAGGAAGUCGACCAGAAACUGCUCUCCUUAAAAGUUCUUCUAUUCAUGUAAAUGUGACUAUUUAUUUUCGCAGCGUUUAGGACGUGACGAGUCCCGCAGAGAGGCUGCACGGUACAUCUAUUCAUUUAUUUUUUUUAUUUAAUUCUCGCUCUCCUUUCUUUGUUCAGAUGUUCAAACCAUUUCAGGGUAUUUAGGAUCUUUUCACAUUUUUUUUUUGUAAUGGUGCGCAUGUUCCUUCAUACGUUUUCCACAGAAAGUGUGUGUGUGUGUGGUGUAGCGUCAUCUGAUAUUAUCAGUUAUUUUAAAAAAAAGAAAGAGAUGAGCCUGUUAACUCACUUAUAGCUACAGUAGGUUUAUUUUAUUAUAUAUUUAAUUUACUGUUACUAAAUCCUGGUGUUCCAUCCAGAGUGUAUUCCCACCUCGAACCCAGUAUUCCCGGGAUAGGCUCUGGAUCAGCUGUGAUCCCGACCAGGAUAUCUGCUCUGGUUACUUUUUUUUUUUUUUUUCCCCCCUUCCCAAGUCUUUGGUCCAAAAGGUUAGUUCUCCGAUGACGAAUUUGAUGAGAACCACGUUUAAUUUACAAAAAGAAAUGUGUAGAACAAGGUCAAUCAGCUGAAACCGAUAAGAGAUCAUAAUAAACAAAAAUAAUUUUAAAAAAAGUCUUCAGGGAGAAAAUAUUCAAGUUUUAUACAUAUAGUACUGUGCUAAAGUCUUGGGCUUAUGAAAUGAAAUGUUUCAACAUUUAAAAAAAUACUAUAAACAGUAAUCAGUGAGCCAUAAUAAAUGAAAAGUCAGUAUUUGGUGUGAGACGACCCUUUGCUUUAAAAAAAAAAAAAUGUAGUCUCAGGUCCAGUGAGUGCAGUUUUAUGCGGAAGUGAGCUGUAGGUUUUACUGAGCAUCUUACAGAACCAGCCACAGUUCUUCUGGACACUUUGUCACACUCGCUUCUUCAUUUUGCACCAAAACCCAGCAGCCUUCAUUAUGUUUUCUUUUUUUAAUCUGAAAUGUGCUCUCUUAUGGAAUAUGCUGCUCAGAUACAAAUUUUUUACCCCCCUGUAACAUAUUUCAUUUUGUGCUGGAAAAAACAGAACGUUUGGAACUCAAAUGUUUUUGUAAUGCUUUGACUCAAUAAUGUUGAAGUCAUAAAAUAGAAAUCUAUAACAAAGUUUAUACGAGAGGGGAAAAAAAUAGGAGGCUGAAGACUUUUACACAGUACUGUGUGUGUGUGUGUGUGUGUGUGUGUGUGUGAAUAUAGAUAUAAGCUUCCUCCCCCCCAAAUAAAAACUGACUCCUGAGGGCUGAGAAAAUGUUAAACUAUCUGAGUUUUCAGUAAAACCAAGUUUUGUUAUUCUUUCUUUAAUCAUAAUUAACCCAAGUCCACCUUACUGUCUUUAAUUUUGUCUUUUCUAAUUUUCAGUUUUGUUUUGGUUUUUUAGUGAAGAUCAGGAAUCGCAGAUCUCUCUCUCUCUCGUUUUAAGUGACGCAAUUAUUUUGAAGUGUUCAGAGCAUGACGAAUCCCAAGACGAGGCUGUAAACUGAGCGUUCUCCGGUUUGCGCCCAUUAACAGUGUUUACAAUUCAUUUUGGCAUGUUGUGUUGCCAAAGACAGAGGUGUGUGUGUGUGUCUUGUUGGUUCUGUUUGUUUUCUCAAGGGUACUGAAGUUGAAUCAUUUGAAAGUGUGUGUGCGCGUGCGUGUGUGUACUGUAGCGAUCCGCUUUGCUCCUUAUCAGUCUUUAUUGCACAUAUAUAGCAGAAGUAAAUUAUAGUAAAAUCACCGUAACUGUAUUUUUUUGCACACUUUGUUAUAUUAAUCAAAUUGGAAUAUUAAGAUUCUCUCUCUAUAAAUAUGUGGCUAUUAUUAUCAUUAUUGUUGGUCCUUUCGUUUUGCUUUGUUGUUUUCAUACCUAUCCUUUAGCUGUGUUUCCAAAACUGCACCCUGUGCACUACAUGGUGCACUGUUUUUCUCCAUCCAGCACACUCACAAAAUCCCACAACGCCCUGUGGACACAUAAAGCAUGGCAUGUGUACCGAAUAAAAUCUCUGCUUUGGGACACGUCCACAGCGGGUUAGUGCUGAAGUGUGUGAUGUUUGUCUUGCCAAUCUAGUGAAUAGCCUGUAUGUUGAGACACGUCCACGAUGAUCUGAUGUUUGUCAUAUUUGGUGAAUAAGGUGUGGUUUGGGACACGUCCAUAAUAGACUAAUGAUGAGGAGUCCUUGGUGGUGGUUAUGAGGCCUCGUUAGUGUAUAAAGUGUGUGGUUUGGGACACGUCCACUGUAAGAUGAUGAGCAACAGGUGUGUGUGUGGUGUCUAUGAAGAGGGUGUGGUUUGGGACACACCCACAGCGGACUGGUGAUGGUUAUGAGGCCUCGUUAGUGAAUAUAUGUUGUGGUUUGGAACAUGUCCACAGUGGAUUAGUGAUGAAGCAUUAGCGAGAGGGGUUAGUGUAGUCUGUGUAGUGCAUAGGGUGUGGUUUGGGACACACCCAGAGCAGACUGGUGACGGCAAAGUGUUUGUGUAUGGAACAGGGAUAAGUCUUCUCUGUUUUUACCUCACGGUGCUUCUGUUCUUCAUCACAACAUUUCAUUGAGGUUUUGUGUGUUUGUCGUCAGAGAUUUUAACUGCUUUGGAAGCAUUGCUGAGCGAACGUUAGCACAGGCGCGGUGCUGGCUUUCUUUUUAAGGGCCCUGUAACAUAAUUAUGUUUUGGUUAUCAACACUGUGGCACACAAAGUGAAAUCGUAGUUGCCGUAACAGCAGAAUAGCUUUUAUUAAGUCUGGUCUAUGGUCACUUCAUUUUACAGCAUGUUUAAAGUAGCAGUAUGUAACUUUUUUUUUUUUAAAGAAAAUAAAUAAAGUAGAGGAAAGCGUUAUUUCAAGUCGGCCUAAAAGUCAUAAAUUUAUUGCAUUGCACACCACUGUGGGAACCACUCCAGAUUCCCAACAAUUACAUACUGCAACUUUAAUCCAGAAUAUUUGUAUAGUAUUAAACAGGGCAGUGAAUUACGGUUUUCCAAACAUCGUACUGUAUUUCUCAACACUGACUGAGGAAACUCAAGCUGAAAGUGUGUGUGUGUGUGAGUGAGUGAGUGAGUGAGAUGCAAACCCAUAUAAGAGUCUCUUUACACUCAUGUCGGCUAAUUUUAGGUUGUGGAAGUGCCUGAUUUUCUUUUUCAAAAGUUCCUUUAGCUUGGGCAUCGCUUUUGAUAAACGCAAAUCUAUCCAGAAUAAUAUCCUCAUAAUAAUCACCUCACCUCUUAUCACAGUUUUACAACACAACAGGUUCUUGCUCUUCCAUCACCUUCAGUCAAUUCUUUAUCGUGAUCUUCUGAUUACUGAUUGGGUUUAAUCGUUAAUUCGUUCCUGUUGUGCAAAAGAGAAUCAAGAGCUUGAAUUAGAAAAUAUUGCCGGUGGAUACGAACAACAAUAACUGCAGGAAAUUCUAAAUCAUGUCGUGUCUGCAGAGGGGGGCGGGAUUAAAAUAUGGACUUGUCCACACUAUGUUUAAACAAAGUUGGUGCGUAUAAAAAUGUAGAAAUGAACUGGCAUUUGCAAACAUGAACAUGGAAAAUCUCUGAAGAAAAGUUACUUGGUGGACAAAAUGGUUGCUCUAGUCUAGUAGAUGAAUGAGCUUCUCAGAUAUCGUAUCCUAAGCUGUGCUAAAGAGAGUUAAGCGAUUAUUGUGACGUGAAAAUGUAAUAUUGGCGCUGUGCAUUAAUGAAACCACAAUUUGAGGUUGUGGGUUUUUUUUUUUUGUUUGUUUUUAAAUGACUUUAGUGUCACACCGUGCGUUUUACUUCAUACAGCGUGAUACUGACUGAACAUCCCGUUUCCUACAUUUGUAUAAACAAAGCAGGCGCUUGUGAAAGAACCAGCUGUGAUUUAUUAUUUUUUUUUUCCGUUGAUUUGAUUCGAUUUCUGCAGUAUUUGAUUUUGGGAAACAGCACUUGCGUGUUUGUGACGCGUUUAUAGUUUAGAUUUAAAUGACUUUCUGUGCAACUCAGUGGCUGCUCCUUGCGUAGUGCUGCAACGGCACGCUGUUUAUUUCUGAUUAUAACGAGACAUUCACGGUUCCCUCUGUAAACGGCCAUAUUGGUCCCCACACACCCCUCACCUCACCUCCCCGUGUGUAUUAGUCAUUCCCACGUGUUCUUUUCAGAGCUAUAUUACAGAUAAAAGCUGAUAUUAUGUGCGCCUGGCUGAUGUGUCCAUCUGCGCUGCUCUUUAGCUUUGCUGAGGACCAUUUUCUCUGUUUCUGUGAUGUAUACACUUUUUUUUUUUUUUCUCCCCACUUUUUUUUUCCUCCCUUUUUAUUGUGCUGAUGAUGUAACACUUUUUUUUUUUUGGUAUGGAUCAUCCUAAUGGCAGGCCAAGCAAUAAAAAAAUUCUUAAACAUG